This is a messenger RNA of Fonsecaea nubica, 1416 nucleotides long. RefSeq lists its product as hypothetical. Bases 1 to 1416 code for a protein of 471 amino acids. The transcript is spliced from 10 exons. Gene Ontology annotation, molecular function: transmembrane transporter activity. Gene Ontology annotation, cellular component: membrane. Gene Ontology annotation, biological process: transmembrane transport. NCBI's taxonomy places the organism in Eukaryota, Fungi, Ascomycota, Eurotiomycetes, Chaetothyriales, Herpotrichiellaceae. The record is from RefSeq and is a predicted model, not a curated record.
AUGUCUCUUGACGACAAAGUGGACAUCCAGCAUUAUGACCAGGAGCUGGCCCUUCAAGACAGCCCCAAUGAAGCAGACGACCUAGAAUAUGUCGAAGGCACGCCUGAGGAGAAGAAGCUACUCAGGAAGAUCGACGUGCGGUUGAUCCCAAUCCUCUGGGCCAUGUAUAUCUUCAAUUACCUCGACCGAACCAACAUCGGCAAUGCUAAAGUCGGUGGGAUGGAAAAGGACCUCAGCCUGAGCUCCUCGGACUACUCUCUAGUUCUCUCCAUCUUCUUUGUUGCCUAUUUGUUGUUCGAACCUCCUGCCGUGAUGAUUUUGGCUAGAACGAAGCCAAGUAUCUUUUUACCGUCCAUCAUGAUUGCGUGGGGCGCUGUUUCGGUUGCUAUAAAGGGCAUCGACAGUCUUGGAGGUUUGGUGGCCUUUCGCAUUGCCCUUGGCUUACUCGAGGCCGGUUUCUUUCCUGGUGUGAUGCUUGUCCUGUCCUGUUGGUAUAAGCCAUCGGAGCUGUCUAAACGCAUUGCGAUAUUUUAUACUGGCACGAUAUUGGCUGGUGCUUUCGGUGGCCUCCUUGCUGGCGGCAUUAUUGACGGAAUGGAAGGUGUUGGAGGUGUACGCGGUUGGAAAUGGCUGUUCAUUAUCGAGGGUUUGGGAACGGUCGCUAUUGGUGUCAUUGCAUUUUUCCUUCUUCCAGAUUAUCCCACCAACACCAAGUGGCUUUCUGCGCAGGAGAGGAAGCUAGCUACCACUCGCUUGAUCAUUCGAGAGGAUCUGGACAGCAAGAUGCCCUACAAGAAAGCCUUGAUCUUGUCCAUUAAGGAUUGGAAGAUGUGGCUAUUCAUGGUCUCGCUCAACACCAUCUUAGCUUCUGGGACGGUGUCGUACUUCUUCCCGACCCUCAUGGGAGCAUUGGGCUACAAGGGUCGAAUGGUACAAUUCAUGACCGUCCCGAUCUACGCUGUCACCUUUGUUAUCACCGUGGCCACGGGGUUUUCGGCCGACCACACUAGACAGAAGGCAUAUCACGUUGUUGGUUGCUCCGUGCUUGCAAUUGUCUCGUUCAUCAUCUGCGCGGCGAGCACUCAUUUCUCUGUCCGAUAUGCCUUCAUCUGCUUUGGAUUUGCCGGGGUACAGGCGUGUGUACCCUUGUUGAUCAGUUGGGAAGUCACCAUGUUUCCUGGGCGAGAACGUCGUGCUGUCUCAGUCCCCAUCAUCAAUGGGUUUGGUAACCUGGCUUCUGUCUAUGGUUCCUUCAUCUGGCCUGCAGAAGAUGCUCCUCGAUACAUUAUGGGUUUUGCCGUCAUGACCAGCUUUAUGUUUAUUGCAGGUGCUCUUGCUUUCGUGAUCAAGAAGAUCUGGGACGACAAAGGUCUGGAGAGAAUCGACUAUGAUGCUCAGGAUAAUGAUCAGAAAUAA